AAGAAGGGCAACCCUCGCAGUGCCUCCAAUUUAGAACCACUGUUGCCUUCGUGCGAUCCUCUCUCCUUUUCGUUUGCCGCCGUACCACUAGCACUCGCCGUCGGAGAUGCCGAAACCCUCCGCGACGCCGAUCUCCGAUUCGUCUCUGGAGCCUCAGGAGGAGGGCGACUCCCGCGCCGCCGCCGGAGACGAUGACGGCUACGAGUCCCUCGGCGAGGACCAGGGAGAAGACGACCGAGAAGAUGAGGAGGAAGAGGUAGAAGAGGCAGAGGGCGAGGAUGAAGAAGUGGGAGACAUGGCAGAGGGAGAGGUGGAGGUGGAGGAGGAAGAGGAGGGCGACGACGGUGAGUUGGAGGAGGUGGAGGUGGUGGAGGAAGAGGCUGCGAUGGCAGGCGCCGAUCUGUCCAACGAAGACGAUGAUGAUAUUAGCAAAAAGCAUGAAGAUCAUUGUAAGGAGCUGAAGUCAGUUUCUUCCAGUCCUGCGAGAUCAUACAUCAAUUCAUCGAAUUCUCAUGUUAAGGAUGUUAGGGGUGGCAACCUUGACAACAAUCCUCCAUCUGAGUCUUAUAUUACUAAGGCAUCUGAAAUAAGUGAUGGUGGUGCCAGCCAGGAAACCCCACAAAGGAGACCAAGGAGUUUAUCUCCUAGUACUGAACUUGAGGGUGUGAACAAAAAGCCUGCAGUUAUUUGCAACUUUUUCGCCAGAGGCUGGUGCAUUAAGGGAAACUCCUGUAGGUUUCUUCACAAGAAAGAAGGGGCUGGCUGCACUAGCCAGGUUGCCAAGGAAGAUAGGACUACUAGUGGAGAUCCGGUUGAUUGCAAAGGUUCACCAGAAAAGUUUGAAAUAUCAAGUAAAUCUGCUUCAAUCGACUCGAUAGGCUUAUCAAUUGUUGAGAAUUCAAGAAAAUCAGAUGUUUCACCAAGUGCCCUUGUCCGGACAUAUGGUGGGGAGAUCCAUGGAUCAUCUCAGAUCAGGGAUGAUAAUAAUUUGCUUGCAUCAAAUACCUAUCCUAAGGAAUGUUUUCAAGGUAAUGUUCCGUUGACCGAUAGAACAUCUCAUCUUGCAGUUGAUGGGUUAAGGCAGAAGACAUUGUUCCAAGAAGGAGGCCAAAGAACUUACGGGCUAAAACAUAAUCUUGAUUCCAUCGGUGAUAGACGCUCAUCUAGUGGAGAGUUUCUAUCAAGAGAUUAUUCAGGUGAGGAAAAAAUAUACAAGGAAGUGCCUGGAGGUGAGUCUCUAAGUGAUGGAUCAUUUUCAAGAGCAUCAUCUUUCACAAAGAACCCAUUAACUUCAAGAUAUGACUAUGUCUGUGGUAGAUCAUUCACAACAACUGAUGUCUACAGGGGUUGCAACAACACCUAUUCUUAUGAAAAAAUACCAGAUAACUUUGCUAUACGAUAUCAAGAGAGCCACUUUCCACCAUAUGAUUCCUAUAAUUCUUGCUUAACCAGCUCAGUUAGUUCAAGCUUCAAGAAUUCUCUUCAUCUGUUUUGCGGUUCGCCUUCAAUUGAAUCAGUUCAUCCAUAUGCUCAAGCAAGGACAAGAUUAGCACAUGGCUCUCCACCACUUGAUGCCAAACAACAAGAUAUUUGUAGAACACUCGACUAUGGUAGGGGAGUCGGUGCUACUACAUCUGGACAACAAAGUAUUGCUGGGGAUAUUCUGACGUUUUCUGACCAGAAAUCAGAACUCCAAGAAAAUACUUGGGAACCUUCUAUACCUUUUCGAUCAUCAUUUUGCAGUGCACGAGCAUUUAAAUCAUCUUCUGAAAUCCAAUAUGAUCCACUUGUUGACAGCAUUGAACCUCCCAAAGUAGGACUUAUAGCUUCAGCUUCUCCAAGAGGGAUCACAAACAGUAUGACAAGUCAACAUAUUGUUGGUUAUCCUAUACUAGGUGAUAUUGCUCCAGAGUAUAAUGUGAAAAAGUCUUUCAACACUUCUACUCCAGCCUAUGAAAGCAUGCUAGAUAACAAGAAAUCACAGCACGAAAUUUGUGGCUAUACAAAUGUUAUGGCUCCUGCUCCAGUAGCAGUUGAUGGGGGAGACAACAUUACUCCUAAGGGGGAAAGUCAGGUCCAUCAUUUGACUGAUGUUGCACAUGUUGAUAAGACAGACCUUGUCCGUAAUAUGAGUAAAGUAGAUGAGGGAAAAGAGAUUAAGGAAUCAAAGGCAGUGAAAAAUUUUCGUACUGCUUUGGUAGAUUUUUUGAAGGAAUUGCUAAAGCCAGUUUGGAAGGAAGGUCACUUGAGUAAGGAUGCUCAUAAGAUGAUAGUCAAGAAGGCCUCUGAGAAGGUCCUAAGUGCAUUGCAACCUCAUCAAAUCCCAAGUGAUCCAGAGUCAAUAAAUCAUUAUCUUUCCAUAUCGAAGCCAAAGCUUUUGAAGCUUGUAGAGGGUUAUGUGAACAAGUAUAGUAAAUCUUGAGUCUAUAGUCUCUGCAUGAGUUUAGUUUUGCACAAAUAUUUGCUCAUGGAUCUUAAACUAAAUUUCUGGUGAGCAUACUUAAAUUUCAUGGUCAAAACUUCUUCAAAAUUUUUGAUGUGGUAAGCUGCAAAUACUUCCCUGCAUGUCAAUUACUUUAGUUCUCUAGUGAACUCCCAGGAUUAUGGGUUUCUUUAGCUAUUGUUAAUCAUAGGGAGGCAUGAAUAACAAAAGUUUUAAUGACAUGAUGCUUUACUUUGUUAAAUGGUAGGUGAUGAUUGAUAUGACCUUAGGGUUUUAUCAUAGAAGAAGAAAAAGAAAAGGGAUGAUCACUUCGAGGGGAUCGGCCUCCUAGGGUUUACCAAAAGAUUGGAAUAACAUUUCAUAGAUAGAUGAAAAAAAACAGAUACAUCCAUAUUUAUAGAGUUUCACCCCUGAGUCCAUCAGCACUUGGAUUCCUAAUAAAUAAAUAAAUCUCAAAUAAAUCCUUAUCCGACUCUUACUGAACUAGACAAACUCAAUAAGACAUUAUUCAAAGUUCAAAAAAUAAAAGGGAUCCUAACAAUUCUUCCCCCUUCAAAUCAGCCUUGUCCUCAAAGUUGAGCAGCAUCAAACUCUUGGAGGUGUUCUUUCAGCACUUCAGUCAUAGGAUAUUUGCGGUACAUCACAACCCGUUGAACAAGUAGGGUCUCCACUUCUUGAUAGUGUUAGCAAUGGGCUAGCCUUCUGGUGUAGUUGUCAUUGCAGUCUUCUGAAGAACCCUCUCCAUCCGAUGACUAGUGGUAGUUGUGACCUUACUUCUACGUCUUCCUUUUAGGAUCAUCUGCUUUCCAUUAAUAAAAAACUUUAUGAUUAGUUUAGAAAAAAUUAAAGAAACAUCACACAGGGUUAAUGGCUAUUCAAUUCCAUGCACCACUUCGAAGUCUUUCAAGGGUAGCAAAAAGAAAUCCACAAGCAACUCUUGGUCCUGUAUAAUCAAUUUUAUCUUCGAACACUUGCUAUCAAAAGUUAAAAUCCGUCCAUUAGCGACUUUUACUUCGAAUUUGUCACAGCCUUCAAUUUGAUUCGAAUUUCAAAGUUCCUUCAACUUUCAUAGUUUGCGGGUUAGAGUAGCCAGCUAAUGCAUGCACUGUAUGUAUAAUAGGUCCAACAUCUUCAUCAGAAUCUAUACCUUUAUAAUCGGAAUUCACAUUGUCGGCUUUUGGUUCCUCCCCAAUUAGUUCAAUCAUUAGAAGUUGCCCUUGUUUACAUCGGUGCUCCUUACUCCACUUUUCAUCAUAGUGCCGGCACAAACCCUUUGUUGAUCUUUCCUUGAGUUCUUCUCGGGUUAGUCUUCAGGUGUUAGGGUUUUGGUUGGGAAUAAAUGGGGCGGGUGGCUUGCUGAUCAUCUGUUUGUUGUCACUUCUGUUUCGAUGAUUCUCCCUGCUGAUUUUUCCUCAUGCAAACAUGCAAAUGAGAUUGCGACUGUCAUAGUGCGGGGUUGGCGAGCUUUGACUUCACAUCGGAUAUCUGGAUUAAGUCCUUCGAUAAAUGUUUCCACCUUGUCGUUCGGACCAGUCUUUGGCUUGAUUUAACGAUUGUUCAAAUCUGUUAUGAUAUUCUAGCACUGUUGAAAUCUGACUCGUUUUAGCGAGCUACCCAUCAACAUUCUCGUAUUCAGAUGGUCCAAAGUGAACGAGAAGCCCUCUCUUGAAUUGCUCCCACGAGAAUACCUCGUGUUAGGUUUCGAACUAAUCAUACCAUUGGAUUGCAUCUCCAUCUAGUUGGAUUGAGGCUAUUUCCACCUCGGAUUCUUCUGGAGUUCUAUGAAAACGGAAAAAAAUUUCUGCCUUAGAGAUCUAACUGGUCGGAUCCCCAUCUUCCCAUCUUGGGAAUUCCACUUUCAUGCGUGGGUAGUUUGUGUCAUGUUCUUGAUUCCUCUUUCCGGUGUCUCCAAGUCGGUUCAACGUAAGACUUGAACUUUCAUCUUGUUGAAACUUGUUGAAGCUCUCUAAUAGGCUCCUUCUGAAAUCAUUAAGGGUUUCUUGCAGUCGGUUCUCAAUUUUAGUUUCCAAAGCUUCUUGUUGGGCUUUCACUGAGUUGUCGGUAGCCAUUACGUAGGAUUGUAGAUCUGUAAUCCCUAACUCUUGUUUCUGGUGUCUAGUUAAGGGCAGCAUUGAGUUGGCUUGAUUCAGUGUGGCUGCCUUGAAGUUGGCCCAAGGCAGCGUUGAGGACGUGAGGGCUCACUACGAGGUUGCCGAGGAAGCGGAUGCCAAGAGCAGCGUGAGGGCUCGUUGCAGUCACUACAAGGACGUGAGGGAUCGUUGCAAGGGUGUCGAGGACACUUCUGGACGUCGAGAGCAGUGUGAGGGUUCGCUACUAUCGCACUAAGGACGCUCGGUUGUAGGACAAUGAUGGUGGCACGACUAGGAGGUAGCAAUGGUGGCGUGGGUAGUUGCUAUGGAAACACCAAGGAUCACGGUUGGAAAGUAGCGAUGAUGUCACGACUAGAAGGCGGUGGCGUCGACAUGGGGAGUUGCCUUGUUUCUGUUGCUGCGAGGAGGAAAUGCUGCUGUCGAGGUUGGGAGGCAACGAUGGUGACGCGAUUGGGAGCAGCAUCGCCGAGGGUUGGGAGCACCGAUGGUGGCGUGGCUAGGAGCAAGGAUGGUGGCACGGUUGGGAGGCAACGACGGUGGCGUGGGUAGGAGUUGCCCUGUUUUUAUCGCUGCGAGUAGGAAAUGCUUUUGCCGAGGCUAGGAGGCAGCGACGAUCGCUUGCCUGGAGGGAAAGAGAUGAUUGCUCGGCUGGGAGGGAAUGCUAAGGGUCGCGGCUGGAGGGGGAAGAGACGGUUGCACGGCUAGGAUGAGAUGCUGGUGGCGAUUGCUUGGCUGGAGGGGGAAGAGACAAUCGCUCGGUUGGGAGGGAACGCUGAGGGUCACGGCUGAAGAUGGGAUGAGGUGUGGUUGAGGAUGACUGCGGCAGAAGGUAGGGUGAGGCGCGGCUGAGGGUGACUGCGGCGGGAUGAGGCACGACCGAGGGCGGCUGCACGGAAGGUGGGAUGAGGUGCGACUGAGGGUGACUUAGGUGGAAGGUGGGAUGAGGCGCGGCUGAGGGCGACUACGAUGGAAGGUCGGAUGAGGCGUGGCUGAGGGCGACUACUGCGGAAGUUUGGAUAAGGCGCGACUGAGGGCAGUUGCGCGGAAGGUGAGACGAGGAACUGCAGCGGGAACGCUAAGGAUCGUGGCUUUGAUACCAGAUGAUAAGACCCUAGGGUUUUAUCAUAGAAGAAGAGAAAGAAAAGGGAUGAUCACUUCGAGAGGAUUGGUCUCCUAGGGUUUGCCAAAAGACUGGAAUAACAUUUCAUUGAUAGAUGAAAAGGAACAGAUACAUCCAUAUUUAUAGAGUUCCACUCCUAAGUCCUUCAGGACUUGGACUCCUAAUAAAUAAAUAAAUCUCAAAUAAACCCCUAUCCGACUCUUACUGAACUAUACAAACUCAAUAAAAUAUUAUUCAAAGUUUAGAAAAAAAAAAAUGAUCCUAACAAUGACAGCCUUGUUUUCAGGGAUACUUAAUGUCGAAUGAUAGACAUGAUGAAAAGAUGUAAUAAUGCUAUUUAAAAGUAAGAUUUGUCCAUAUGACAGUGUUCUCUUUAAUGUUAGAGUAGAAUAUUUAACACUGUGUGUUAUUUUAUUCUUGCAGUCGAUAUUUUUAAUUAUUCGUUCAUCGACAUUGGUAACAAGUCUCACUGAAGAGAAAAUUUACUUUAUGUUAUUGUUAAGUACUUGUAGAUAGGUUCCUAGAGAAAAAAUUGGAGUUAUAAAUUUCUUGGACAUUUGACCUUGUUGCACAACUAAAACUAGGCAAUUGCGUAUAUUGAUGCAAUCAAGUACUCUCACGCAGAGAUGACUUCGACAUUGCUACAGGUUCAGAAAGGGGUUCUAGAAGAUGUCACACUUAGACAAAAACCUUGACUGGUUUUUUUACUGUAUAUCUGGUGUUUUGUAUUGGAAGCAACUUACACAAUGUUUAGGCCUAUCUUUGCAGUUAUUUGUCAAGCCUAAUUCCUCUAAAUGGCUUUCAAUUGGACUAGAUGGGAGAUAGUAGUAGAACCUGUUUUCUCCAUUGAUCUAGUGGUCCCACGAAUGUCUUUUAGUUUCCAUGCCUAUGUACACUGCUGAAGCUCUGGAAUAAAGCAUUAUGUCAAAGGCACUAUUUUAAAAGGCGGCCAUGGCAUGUGGAUGGUCACUGCCAGCGCAUGCUGACCGGCUGAUGGGUAGUGCCAUACAUUGUUAUGAUAUGGGUAUAUCUCAAUAACACUUGAGAAAAAAAAUAAUAACAAAAUACUCAAAAAGUGUACCAAUAUGACAAUAUCAUCACCUGUUAUCUGUAUGGUUCUGAAUUGGUACAAUACACUAUAAUAUGGAUGUGUAUUUGUAUCCACAAUUCCUCUUUUAUAUAGCAUUCAGGAUUGCCCUGAGCUGUCUAUGGAUCCUUUGUUAACACAGGUCAGGUCCUAACAUCCAAAUUGCAGGACAUGGAAGUCCCCACUGGACCACGUGUUUCUUUUUUGGGGGGGAGGUUGUGGGGCAGGGAGGGGAAGGCUUGUUUUUUUCCUUGUCCAGACAGGUUUCACUCAACAUCAUUAGCCUUGUUUAAGUCUGUGAUUGCCAGUCUACUGUCUAUGACUAGUAUCUGCCUUGGAGUCGAAGGGUAUAUCUUGGAUGGAAUUGCAGUGUGCUACAGACAUUGCUCUUAUUGCUAAGUGGCCGAGCCACCUCUGAGUUUGGUAAUCAACUUGUAUAACUUGGGAAGAGUUGUGCUGUAUUCACUUGGAAAAACAAACGCUGAUUGAUGAAGAUGAGGAGAGUUCCUAUUUGUCUUCAUUUUCUUUCUAGCUGCAAGCUUGCUUCUGUAUCUGCACCCUUGUUCAAGGCAUGCUAUGCUACAAUUUCUUUCUUAUGUAUCCAUAUUUUGUUUGUCA
Musa acuminata AAA Group (dessert banana) is the source of this 7379-nucleotide messenger RNA. Its product is annotated as zinc finger CCCH domain-containing protein 36-like. The transcript has 5 exons. The record is from RefSeq and is a predicted model, not a curated record. Gene Ontology annotation, molecular function: metal ion binding. NCBI's taxonomy places the organism in Eukaryota, Viridiplantae, Streptophyta, Magnoliopsida, Zingiberales, Musaceae. Bases 107 to 2422 code for a protein of 771 amino acids.